Molecule: messenger RNA, 1051 nt
Organism: Rhipicephalus microplus (southern cattle tick)
Lineage: Eukaryota; Metazoa; Arthropoda; Arachnida; Ixodida; Ixodidae
Source: RefSeq, a predicted model, not a curated record
GAAGGCUUGUUUUGUUGUCAUGGUUCGCGAAUCCCCCAGCGUGGUUGUGUGCCUAUAGUUUCUAGGAUCUACUCUACUCUACUACGCGUGGUCGUCAUCCACGCUGCGUAGUUCGUUGGCGGCUUGAUUAUGGCAGAUGAAGCAAUCGUACGAUCGCAUCUCCUGGACUUUGAGAGUGGCGAACACAACUGGCGUGGAUACGUGAAGACCGAUCAAGAACUGGAGCACCUAGAAAGAGCCCUUCUCGGCCUAGGAGUGUCAUUCAAGGUGACAUCCUCCAGGAAACAUGCCGAAGAAAACCUACAUAAGGCAGGAAAGCUGAAGCUUAUGUUCUCCAUCAACCGGGGAGCUGUGCCUCUGAACUUGCAGCUGCCCUUCAGAGUACUAUCAUUGACUGACAAAGGGUGCCUGUAUGGAAAAGACAAGCACUCACACAAAGGUCAAUCAGAGGACUCUCCUGUUCCUGACCAGCUGUCCCCUGGUCCUCCCUGCUGUGGUCUCGUUCCUGCCUUCGGCCCUGCAGCCACCUCCACCCUGCCUAAUCCACCUGACAGCCUCUAAAGUCGCCUCGGCGGCUGGUUCGCCCACUCAAGCUUUGGCCCAGGCCCGAGCGUGGUCGCUCCGGCUUCCGUUCCUGGCUGUCUGCUGUUCCGGCCUGCCGUUCCUGUGAGGCCCCCAUCCCAGCGACUUUCGGCAGUUGGCUGCCACACGCAACUUGCAGCCACGCCUCGUACGUUCCCGGCUGCCAACCUCUCCAGACCGGCGAACUUCAAGCAGGCUAGCUGCCCGCCCUUGUUGUGCAGUCUUCCCCGUUACUCCUGGGCUGUGGACCUUCUCCCGGCAGUGGGCUCUCCCUGGUGGUGGAACUUUUGGUGGGACGUUAAGUGUGACCAUGGCCGACCUAUGGACUCGUAUCUUCGGGAAGACGACAUCACCCUUUUGGACUUUGCCCCGUUUGCCAGUCCCCUUGCGGCUGAGCUGACCUUGCCACUUGGCCUCGGACAGCCUCUUUCACAGGCUGGCCUCGGUCUUUAGGAGGGGGGAAUGUGGG